UGCUGAGGGAAAUCAACAACAAAAAAGGAUGCCUUUUCAUUUCAGCCCCGACGAAACGCUCAAACUUUGUGUUGGAGGAGGGCUUGACUAAAUGUGAAAGGUGGUAACAGGCUAUGUUUCUAAGAGCGGCGGUGUGGAAGAAGAUAGAAGACGAUGAAAACGUGGAGUCCGGAGCUGAAGCUGCAGAGUCUGACUACAGCAGGAUGUCAUCAUCUGGCAUUGAGCUCAUGACCAGCCGGGUCAGACAGAAACGGCCGCAGCAGCCACUCCUGCUAAUGAACCUUCAUCUGCUGUCCAACCCUGGAGACUCACUGCUGCUGCAGCAAACCCUGGAUCGCCUCCUCCGCUGGCUCUGUCCUAGCCUUCGCAUCUUCCAUGUGUCAGAGAGGGCCUGCCCGUUCAGAAGUUACACCCGUCUCUGUCCUGUGGCAGGCUUGCCUUCUCUGGCCAUCACUUUCUUCCUCCAUGAGGCAUAUGGAGAGGAGCGAAUCCUCAAAGUGGUGGACUUCUUCCAGCGUCCACCGUGGCAGUACCACCACACCGAGAGCUGCAGCAGGCAGACCGUAGGGAUCCAUAUCACAUCCAGCUGUUCCCCCACCAAUGCACUAAUGCAGCCCUACCUCCUGCCCAGCAGAGACUUUUACAGCUUGGGCGCAGGGAUGCCUGUGUGGGGAGUUCGACCAGUACACUGUGGAGGAGAGAUACUGCGUGUGACGCUGUACAGUGGAUAUGACAACUAUGAGGACGCUGUGCGGCUCUAUGAGACGGUGUUGCAGCGACAGGCAGAGGAGCAGAAGACAGGCUUCUGCUGGUUCACUCUCCACACCGAGCCCGGGCUAUGCCUGCAGCUGGCUAUAAAACAGUUGUCACAAGGGGUUCGGGUGGAGCCAUGCAGCUCUGCUGUGCUGCAGUUCAGUGUGGAAGAAAUCGGACAGCUAGUUCCUCUGUUGCCAAAUCCCUGUACCCCAAUCAGCACAACACGCUGGCAGACAGAAGACCUUGAUGGCAACAAAUUACUCUUCCAGGUGAACACCCCGACCCAACCUCAGCGGCCUCUGACCUGUGCUUUCCCUCUGACCUACCCCAGCGUGUCCCCUCGAGGAAUGCAGCUCAGGAGCUCAGGACAGAGUCACAGCCUAUCGCCCUGCAGCCUCCCAACAUCGCUGCCCAGGCAGACACGCAGGCAAGGUCCCAGGCCGCGCAGUGACCCCGUCCUGGAGAAGCUUCAUGGCGGAGCAGAGAGUCUGGGAUCAGGAAGCUGCUGCAGCACCCCUCCAGGCAGCUCCUGUUACUCAUCGCAGCGCAGCAGUCCCUCAACCACCAAUCACCCUGAGUCUCCUCUGCGCCCCUCUAUAACCCGCUCCCUCUCCCAUCUCCUUCUGGAGGAGGAAGAGGAGCCAGAGACCAACGUGGACACUGGAGUUGCUGUCACACCUCGCUCUGAAACUGCUGUCACAACAAUCAUUCGCUCUUCUUCCAUGGACCUUUUAAAUACACCCAGUUCUGAAAGACCUGCAGCUGUUGGGGCAUCAGCCAGGUAUGGUCUGGCCAAGGAACUGAUUGAAUGUCUGCCAUUGAAGCAUAUAACACUGCAGGGCCCCUCGCAGACAAGGGGCUACGCGGGUUGUCUAGAUGCAGCCAGGCAGGGCUGUGGAGGCAGGACUCAGGCAGCAGGACAGAGUCCCUCCAAAAGGCCUGUAGUGGAGCUGCUGUCAACAGGUUCAAACAGCGACCAGCAAGUAGAUGAGUUCUUCAUCUAAAAACCCUCCAAUACACAGCUCCCUGUGGUGAUGAACACACUGCAGACAAGAUGAGACACCCUGUAAGUGGAUCUGAAGUCAUGCUGGAGGACACAGCUGAGCAGCUUGACAUCUUCUGUUGUCAUGAUUGCUGCUCUUAUGUCAAAAUUUGGCUGCAGGGGACACUUUCCACUCAGAAGUUACUUGAAGUCUAGAUUCUGAAAAUGGUUAAAUUCAUCUCAUGAGUUUUAAUGAAUAUAAUGUACAAUGCUUCUAAUCUGUUUGGUACCUGUAGACAAAGUGGAACAAGAUCACUUAUAUAUUUGAAGGCAAUGCAGCUAAUGAAACAAUGAAUGUCUUUUCAUAUCACUAAUGAUAUGUGCAGCUAAAGUGCUGAAAUGCAUCAAUGAGAAUAGUAAAACAUGAAGGAGGCGCUCUGUAUGAGGAGUUACUGUCAGGAUAUUAUGCCAGUCCAGUCCUCUGUAAGAUAAAUCAUGUGUCGAUGAGAGAACAGAAUUAGUCUGACUUUGCUUCACAGUGUAUAUUUGUCAAACCAAGCUUCACACUGUUAACAGAUAGCUAAUUGGCUGUUGAUGACUUUUGUUUGAGUGCACUUCAGAGCAGUUAACUGUAUUGAAAAGGAUUUAUUCCUCAGAUAGCAUAGAGAUAACAGGAUUUUCUAAAUUACCACUUAAAGAAAACUGACUUAAAGAAGGUAUUUAGUGUUUAAUAUAUAUUUUUAAAUUGUAAUCCACCAUUAGUAUGUAAGCUGUCUUAAACUGAACCUGUGACUUCAGAAAUGAGGCCACAGUGAGAUGAAGUAACAGAAGACAGAUGAAAUUUAGUGCAACCUCAGCAAGUGCAUCAAGUUUGGGCUCCAAAAGACGGUUGUCAAACUCAAUAGAACAAACCAUUGUAAUGAUUGUAGCAGUUGGAGACAGGUCUUCUACUAGAUAUCAGAGAAAGUGAAUCUACCGUGUCUUUUUAACUCUAGUUUCUCUUGGUCUGACUAGUCUCUUUCAUAACAAUGAUUUCUUCAAUUUUUUUCCUGUAAAGUGAACUUUCAAAAUUGGAUUGUGACCUUUAGAAAUAACCUAUGAAUCAAUAAAACCGAAUCCUUGUUUA
Molecule: messenger RNA, 2864 nt
Organism: Labrus bergylta (ballan wrasse)
Lineage: Eukaryota; Metazoa; Chordata; Actinopteri; Labriformes; Labridae
Product: protein FAM124B
Cellular component (GO): nucleoplasm
Source: RefSeq, a predicted model, not a curated record